This is a messenger RNA of Pogona vitticeps (central bearded dragon), 3655 nucleotides long. It is a transcript of the gene LPL, whose product is annotated as lipoprotein lipase. NCBI's taxonomy places the organism in Eukaryota, Metazoa, Chordata, Lepidosauria, Squamata, Agamidae. Gene Ontology annotation, biological process: lipid catabolic process; very-low-density lipoprotein particle remodeling. Gene Ontology annotation, molecular function: apolipoprotein binding; lipoprotein lipase activity. The record is from RefSeq and is a predicted model, not a curated record.
ACUUUUACGCACGCGGAGGUUCGACCCGGGCAGGCACCCGCCUCGUCUCCGAGCCAUGGGCCAAAGGGGAGCGCUGCUGGCAACCCUCUGGGUCUGGAGCCACUGCCUGGUCGCCGUUUGCGGAGAGGUCGCGGCCGCGGUUACGCUUGCCGGCAACUCCGCGCCAAAAACUUCUCUUGAAAAAAAGUGGGACUUCAGUGAUAUUGAAAGCAAAUUUUCUUUAAGAACACUUGGGAAUCCUGAUGAAGACACCUGCUACAUAGUUCCGGGAGUGGAGUCAAGCGUAGAACAAUGCAACUUCAAUCACACAAGUAAAACUUUCGUGGUGAUACAUGGAUGGACGAUUACCGGCAUGUUUGAGAGCUGGGUCCCCAAGCUAGUAAGCGCCCUGUAUUUGAGAGAACCUGACUCUAAUGUCAUUAUUGUGGAUUGGCUGGCUCGGUCCAGCAUGCAUUAUCCAGUAUCUGCUGCUUACACAAAACUAGUGGGGCAAGACGUUGCCACAUUUGUUGACUGGAUGGAGGAACAGUUUGGUUACUCCCUGGACAAAGUUCACAUCCUGGGAUAUAGCCUCGGUGCCCAUGCUGCCGGUGUUGCUGGAAGUCUGACUGGUAAAAAAAUUAACAGAAUUACUGGUUUAGAUCCUGCUGGACCCAAUUUUGAAUAUGCUGAGGCAGCUGACCGCCUUUCUCCAGAUGAUGCCAUCUUUGUAGAUGUUUUGCACACAAAUACAAGGGGGUCCCCUAAUCGUAGUAUUGGGAUACAGCGGCCUGUUGGGCAUAUUGAUAUUUAUCCUAAUGGAGGUGGUUUCCAGCCGGGUUGCAAUAUACCAGAAGCUCUGCGAAUGAUUGCUGAAAAAGGGUUGCAAGAUGCAGAUCAGCUGGUCAAAUGUUCUCAUGAACGCUCCAUCCAUCUCUUCAUUGAUUCCCUUUUGCAUGAAGAAAAACCAAUUAUGGCCUACCGCUGCACCUCAAAAGAAGCAUUUGAAAGAGGUCGCUGCCUGAGCUGCAGGAAGAACCGCUGCAACAAUGUAGGCUACAAAGUCAACAGAGUGAGAAGCAAGAGGAAUAUCAAAAUGUAUUUGAGGACUCGAGCACGAACGCCUUACAAAGUGUUCCAUUAUCAAGUCAAGAUCCAUUUUUUUGGAAAGGUCAGCAUGACUAAGACAAACCAGCAAUUCCUUAUCUCUCUGUAUGGCACUAAGGAUGAAAGUGAGAACAUUGCAUUUGCACUGCCAGAGAUCACCUCAAAUAAAACUCAUUCCAUCCUGGUAUACACAGAAGUUGAUAUUGGAGAGCUGCUGAUUGUCAAACUGCAGUGGACGAGUGACUCUAUUUUCACAUGGUCAGAUUGGUGGAAUAUCCCUGAGCUUGGCAUCAAAAGGGUCAGAGUCAAAGCUGGAGAAACCCAAAAAAAGUUAGUGUUCUGCUCUCCAAAUGGAUUCUCUCAUCUCAAAAAAGGAGAUAAAGUUGCAGAGUUUGUGAGAUGCCAUGUAGACUCAUCCAAUGAGGCAGAUUCGUGAAACCAGUCAAAUUAUGAAAUAUUCCCACUUGGAGUUCUUCAAAGAAUGAAAAAUGAGUGAAGAAACUGAGUUCUGGGAAGGAAACCCCAGAGUGCUGGGCAUCCAGGACUGAAUAUUUUGCAAUAUUUAUCUGCCUUCUGUAAUAACUGUCAACCUUGUUUAGUCUUGGAGACUCUCACCUAAAUCCAGCUCUAUAGUCUAGUUGCACCAGAAUGUGGUUUGGGAAUCGGCAUUCAAAUGCAAAUCCCACUGAAAGAGCAGUGUAAUGGAGAUAAGCAAUAUUUUCAUUCAAAUUAGCACCUAAAGGCACACCUAAUGUGUGUGUAACACCAGAGAGUGUUAUGUGUCCAGAAGCCUACUUUUUUGUGCUGCUUAUCAGGAUCCAGGGUAUCUUUGCAUCAUCCUGUCACAUUAAAGAAGACAUUGGUCAAGCAUUGGGGAGGAGGGAAAUAAACUUUCUUGCAUAUGGUGACAGGUACAUUAUUGGCAGGAACCUGCAAGAAUUUUCACAUGAUCAUGUAACAAAUGUUUCUUGGUUUUUAUAAUGUACUGCAUUUAAACUUUGCUAUUUAUUUAAAAGCUGUAUACAUGGGCUGUCUUGAAGUUUAUUGAACUGAUGCAGUGGCUGGCUUUUUUCUUUUUAAUCUGCGACUGGACAACUUGCUGGGCAGUGUCCAUUCAGCUAAUUCAUCCAUUUUCACAUUCUCUGCUCGCUGCAAUUCAGUUAUUCCUCUUAAAUGAUUAGGACAGUAGAUAACCAUAUGACUCAUGCCUGUGUUACCCCUUGAAGAGGAUUGAGUAGUUGCCUCUUUGAAAAUUCCAAGGUAAGGGCUUCAGUAACAGGUCAGCAGUCCCUACAUUUAGGAAUGACUUAUUUACCCGUAUUGUCAUUAUAUGACAAAUACAUUUUUUUUCAGAAGAGAAGGUGGCAUUGUCAUUGUUUUGUGCUUGUCUGUUAAAUAUGAAUCCAGUACAUUUCAUUAAAAGCCUAUUCAGUCCCUGAUUUUUUUUCUUUUACAAAGUCAUUGUUUUCACAAUGAAUUUCCAAUUGUACUUAUUGGAUACUACACCUAGUCUUGGACAAUGGUCCCAAUCGAAUUCUUUCUUGCUCCCCUAAACCCAAAUUCCGGCUGACAGUUGCCCUUCCCUUAUUGAGUCCAGUGUUCCUGUCUUUGAAAGAGGAUGUAAUUUGUUGCUGAGCUGUAAGAAUGACGUAACUUGAAGGCAGUGUUUAGCUAUAAGGGUAAAGUAAGUUUUAGCAAAAUGCAGUGUUGUGUGCUGUCAGAAUAUGUACAAAUAUAAUACACUUUGGAUAACAAAGGUCACAUGGAUAAGCUAUAGAAAAUAGGUGAGUGCAGCUGAAGAAGCAUUCAGGCUGAAGACAGUUUGCUUCAUUCAGCUAGACAUUCAAACUUGGAAGCAGGGUUGCAAUAUUUGUGCAGUAUGUUUAAACCAGACAGUGUAAACUGUGUUUAUAUGAAGACAGGCAUAUCUGAACCAAUCUUUUAGCACCCCUCUGAUUAUUGUAUGAUAGUAUUUAUUAAAUUUGGAAAAUUUUAUCACAGGAAAAUUGUGUGUGGAGAGAAACAAACUGAAGUCCAAUAUGAAGCAAUUUUUUUUAAAAAAACUUCAUUAAAAACAUGAACAACCAAUUACUAUAGGAGAUUUAUAAAGUGCUCCUAUAGUGUAUUCUCGACAAAUUCUGACUUCCAUUUUCAAUUGUUUGAAGAGUAAACUUUUUGCUUUGAAGUAAGACAUAUUAUGAAUUGCACAUUUGAAUACAUGGACAAAUAUGAACACCAACAGCACUUGAUCACCAGCUGGUGAAUGAUUCUUUUAUACAUGAGAAAAUAUAACUUGGCUUUAAAUAUUUCUAUUUAUUUUUUUGUAAAAUAUAUGUAUAUGGGUGUAAAAGUUACUAUGUAUAUAUUGCUGAAGCUAUCAAAGCAAGGCUUACAUAUGCAUUUAUACUGAUGUGUGGUUUAAUUUCUGUAAAUAGCUCCCCCCUCAAAGUAUUAUAUAUGUGGAAAAUGCUGCUGCAACUGUCAACUUUUUUCCCCAGAUACACCUCUAUUUUGUGCUACAUGGAAAUCUGCAAAUUUAUUAAAACCAACAAUUUAUUACAAAAUAAAA